AUGACGCAGAGACACCGGCAGGGCUUCGGUCGCGGGUCGAACAAGAGCAGCAACAACACCGCCAACUCAGCAAACAGCAACGCUAGCAGCGCCAACAACACCGGCCCUAACACACCCAGUGGCAGCAUCAAUAACAACAAUAGCAACAAUAGCAACAAUAGCAGCAGCGGCAACAAUGGCGGUAACCUACCACACAGGGCCGCCGACGGUUCUGGCUUCCCGCCGUCUUAUCCCCACAAUCAAGCAGCCAUGCCAGCCCCUCCAUCUGCGGCCCUAGAGCCAGCGCAGCCCGACCAGCGGGACUCGAUCAAGUAUUUCUUCCAGGAGAAGUACGCCUCGUUAAACGUCAAGGGCAACUUCUUGACCCUCUGUGCCUGUCCGAAGAACGUCGAGCUUGGCGAGUGGCUCGCCCACCAGGUUGUCGAACAGAACCGCCUGCUCCAUGACGGCAAGGCUGCAAGGAUAUCCGCCCCCAAGUUCAUCAACCGGGUCGAGAAGUGGAUCGUCAGCAAGAUUCACGACCCUGUCAUGUUCCCUACGGACCCGGUAACCUCGACUCCCUUCACCUUUGGCUACAACGAACAGGCCAACGGUGAGAAUGCAAGUGCCCAGAACGCCGACCCCUCGCAGGACUGGAUCGGAAAGUCGAGCGGUUUCCCCCCGACCUUUUACAAGGACUGUCAGGGCAUCAUGAAACAGAUGUUCCGCUGCUACGCUCACCUCUACCACGGCCACUGGGAGAACCCUUUCUGGCACAUCAACAAACAUGAGGUCCUGAACAUGUGCUUUGUCCACUUUGUCACCGUCGCCAAAUACUACAAGCUGGUUUCAGAUAAAGAGCUCGAGCCCAUGCAGCCCCUGAUUGAUAUUUACACCAAGCAGGAGAAGAUACCUCCUGAAGCCCUUGCCGGUCACUGGGCUCAGCACUCAUCCCAACCCUCCCAGGCAUAA
Microsporum canis CBS 113480 is the source of this 951-nucleotide messenger RNA. RefSeq lists its product as hypothetical. NCBI's taxonomy places the organism in Eukaryota, Fungi, Ascomycota, Eurotiomycetes, Onygenales, Arthrodermataceae. The coding region runs from base 1 to 951 and encodes 316 amino acids. The transcript has 4 exons. Gene Ontology annotation, biological process: cell division; positive regulation of protein phosphorylation; signal transduction. Gene Ontology annotation, molecular function: protein kinase activator activity. The record is from RefSeq and is a predicted model, not a curated record. Gene Ontology annotation, cellular component: nucleus; cytoplasm.